AUGGACCGGGUGACCAGGUACCCCAUCUUCAGUAUCCCGCACUCGGCGCGCAUCACUGGCCUAGCGCUGGACGGAGACACCACCUACACCAUCGAGCUGGUGGGCGUGGGGCCCGAGGAGGCUGGCUGGAACCAGGACAGGCCACAGGCCUGGUCCCCUGACCAUCAGGCCCAGAUGGACCUGGUGAAGACCGGGGCGACCCACAGCGGGCAGGCCUUCCCUGGCCAGUGGUCCCUGAGACCAGUCUGCCUGGAGGAUGACAAGGACGGGGACAUGCAGGGUCACCACCUGGGUGCCAGCAGUGUGCUCCCCAGGCAGCGGCAGGACCUGGAGCAGGAGCGCUGGGCCGUCAUCCAGGGCCAGGCAGUCAGGAAGGGUGGCACCGGGGCCACACUCGGCGGCACCUCUGACCACGGGGACCCCAGGCCCCUGGGCCACCUCCGGCCCACCCCCCUGGAGGAGAACAGGAUUGACAGGGAGCAGAUAGACUUCCUGGCAGCGAGACGGCAGUUCAUCCACCUGGAGCAGGCACACGCCACGAUGGCGCCCCCCAGGCCCCCCACCAGGGCGGCCCCCCCAUGUGCCCCACCAGGGGCCAGCCCAGCUCUCCAGGCCCCAGGCAGGCCUCCCCUGGCCCAUGGGAGUGUGGUCCCCAGGGAGUCCCAGGUGUGGGAGCUGUUCAGGGAGAAGAAGGGCCGUGGUUUGCCUUUGGGGUCCGGCAUCCCAGCUGUCCAGGACCCUGGCUCCCGGUCACGGGUGGAGUCCCCAGAGGCCCCCAAGGAAACGCCCAUCGAGCGGGAGAUCCGACUCGCCCAGGAGCGCGAGGCUGACCUGCGGGAGCAGAGGGGGCUGCGUCGGGCAGCUGGCGACCAGGAGCUGGUGGAGAUCCCCACGAGGCCAGUGCUGACCAAGGUGGGCCUGGCCGAGGCCCCUCGGUGGGACCGGGGGCGUCCGUCACUGUAUGUGCAGCGGGACAUGGUUCAGGAGACGCAGCGCCAGGAGGACCACCGGCGGGAGGGCCUGCAGGCGGCACGGGCAUCCACGCCCGACUGGGCCUCUGAGCAGCCCCAGCCUGGACUCAGGAGAAGCAUGAGCUCCGACUCCAUCCUUGGUCCCACUCGGGACGCCCGGGCGGCUGACCCAGCCCCAGCCUCGAGGAGAGUGCAGCGCAUCUCACCCGAGGCCUACCAGCCCUACCUGGCCGCCCAGAGCCCCCAGCGGCGACUCUCGGCCUUGGGAUCACCUAGCAAGCCCAGUGGUCUCUCCGCAGAGGGGGUCAGGGCUGUGGCCUCUCCCAAGGCCCUGGGGUCUCAGAGGCAGCUCCCAGAAUCCUCUGGAAAGCCCCUGAGCACCAAGCAGGAGUCUGCCCCGCCGCUCCGGGGACCCCUGCUGGCCAGCGAGGGCCUUGUUCGGCGGGAUCACUUCCGCCUGCGUCCUCUGCGGUUCAGGGUCCCAGAUGUCCCUCAGCAGGCUGAGGCUCCCCAGGCCCGGGGCUGGGAGGCGGCUGGGGCCCCAGGGUGGAGGUUGCAAAAGUCCCUUUCAUCGGAUCUGCUGGAGAGGGAGGUGGAGAGUGUCCUGCGCCGGGAGCGUGAGGUGGCAGAGGAGCGGAGGAGUGCUCUCUUCCCGGAGGUCUUCUCUCCGCCACCAGAGGAGGACCCUGAGCCAGACUCCAGGAGCUCCUCGCGGGCAUCAGGCAUCGUGGGCAGCUACUCUGUGUCGGAGUCACCCGUGUUCACCCCCAUCCACCUGCACUCCGGCCUGGUGUGGAAGGCAGAAGCCCCUGCAGAGGAAGCGGCUGGGCAGAGAAAGAAGGAGCUCUGGUAUGCAGGCAUCAACCCCGCGGAUCAGGUCAACUCAGAGAUCCUGGGAGCCACUCGGGUGACCCGGCACAAGAACGCCAUGGCCGAACGAUGGGAGGCCGGCCUCUAUGCCAUCGAGGGCGAGGACUGA
Messenger RNA from Marmota flaviventris (yellow-bellied marmot), 1950 nucleotides. RefSeq names its product mitotic spindle positioning (gene Misp). The record is from RefSeq and is a predicted model, not a curated record. NCBI's taxonomy places the organism in Eukaryota, Metazoa, Chordata, Mammalia, Rodentia, Sciuridae.